Colletotrichum chrysophilum is the source of this 1032-nucleotide messenger RNA. RefSeq lists its product as uncharacterized. NCBI's taxonomy places the organism in Eukaryota, Fungi, Ascomycota, Sordariomycetes, Glomerellales, Glomerellaceae. The transcript is spliced from 6 exons. The record is from RefSeq and is a predicted model, not a curated record. The coding region runs from base 1 to 1032 and encodes 343 amino acids.
AUGCUUCGUUUACUUUCCCUCGCUUUGGCCAUCAGCCACGUGCAAGCUCGCGUGGUGACGCGCCAGGACUCAAACCAAGAUACCCGCACCCCCCUCUUCACCAAGGAGGUCGAGGGCAACUUGACCACCUACAAGCCCUACGAUGCGUUCGACUACAACCACUGGACUCCCGAAGCCACUCUCUACGAUGGCAUUCCCAUGCUGGAGAAGCAGGUCACGGUUGACGGCAAGCAAUUGACGUACCAGGACUUCAACGUCUCUGCUCUCACCACGGAGCAGUUCAAGACCCACUACAUGAACCUCCCCGAGUACUUUGAUUCAAAUGGCAACUUCAUUCCCACGGACGCGGAGGUCAAGGCUUUCCAAGAUUCUCUCAUUGCUCACGCAGACGAUCCUAAUGCAGCCAUUGACAUCCCCACCAAGCAUGUCAGCAAGCGGGCCUUCCCCGACAUGUGCUUCUACGACAACAGGCUUCGUUGCUCGAGCAGCUGCAUCGACAACAUCUCUCGCGGUGUCAGACAAUCAUUGAACAGCAAUGUCUACGGAAACUACCACUACGUCUCGGAUGCUCAGUGCGGCACGGGCUCCGUCACCAAGACUGUUUCCGUCACCCACGUCUCGGGCGUUACCAUUGGAGGCACUGGCCAGAUCCCUUCAUUCGGCAAGGGUUGGACCAAGGCUGCCUCCACGUUCUUCAGCACCUUUGGCCUGAGCAUUGGCCACACUCCGGACAGUGUGACCACCGGUAUCAGCUACUCUGGCACCUGCGGUGCUUUCAACGUCUGCUUCCUGUGGGAGAGACCCCAUUUCAGCGUUGACAAGGGUGUCAUUGUGACCCAGCACAUCGACGUCAACUCCAAGCGAGCCUGCUCGAACCCCACCGUGACUCCUUACGAGGCUCACAUCAUGCAUGAGUCCAGCGAUGCUGGCGGUUCCAACUCCCACGGAAUGUGCUACUCUAUGGGCAACCACGGCUGUGGCAGCAAGGUCCUCGCUUCCAACCAGCUUCUGCGCUGCCCCAACAACUACUAA